UGUCCUGUCUUUAUGAAUGCAUGCUAUUGGCUCUUCCUGUAUGAAUUCCAGUACUCCAUCUGUAAUGAGCCUCUGAUUGAGCUGUCCAACCCCGGGGCCAGCAGUUCCUGGUUCUACCUGACCAGCGACGAUGAGUUUGUCAAUAAGACAGUGCAGCAUAAAGAGGCUGAGUUCCUGCAGAAACUCCUUCCUGGAUACUACAUGAACCCGAGGACACUGCUACCCAAGUUCUAUGGCCUGUACUGCAUCCAGUGUGCUGGUGUCAACAUCUGCCUGGCGGUGAUGAACAACGUGAUGCCCAGGGCCCUCCAUAUGCACUACGACCUGAAAUACGACCUGAGGGGCUCCACCUACAAACGCCGCGCCUCGUGCAAGGAACGCGCCAAGUUCUCACCCACCUUCAAAGACCUGGACUUCCAGGAGAUGCUUGAGGGCAUGCACUUUGAUGGUGACACGUACAGUACCUUAAUGAAGACAAUGCAGAGGGACUGCAGGGUCCUGGAGAGUUUUAAGAUCAUGGACUACAGUCUCCUGCUGGGGGUGCAUGUGCUGGAACGAAGUGUCUGAACAGGGGGGACCAGGGCGGACAGAAAGCGCCUCAAUGGCCAGAGGGUCCUCUACUCCACCGCCCUGGAGUCCAUCCAAGGGGACGGCAAGGUUGCAGAGCCAGUGGCCGAUGACACAAUGGGUGGAAUUCCAGCUAAACACAAAGAUGAGAAGCUGCAGAUCUUCUUAGGGAUCAUUGACGUCCUACAGGAUACAGUGUCAGUUCAAAGGCCUGGUUUCUAUGCAGACAGAUUUUUGAAGUUCAAAAAGAUCCAUCCUCUAAGAGGAGCAAUCUCCAAGAGGAAGAGGAGCUCCAUCCAUGCGAUGAGGUCAGCCUCCCAGGAGGUACUGUCCCCCCCAAAAGGAGGAGAAGAAGGACGAGAGAAAGGCCCAAAGCAUGGAGAGCCUGGGCGGACAAUUAAUGAGUUCCUUCAAGCACCCUGACCUAGUCCUACUCCCUAAAUGUUUCAAUCAGGCUUUUUCCUCAUCCUCCUCCACUCUUGAGAAGAUCAAGAAAGACCUUGAGGAGCACCUGGAGAAUAGUGAUAACCAUUGUGACUCCAAUGCAAAUGUGGCCCUGGAUGACACUGUCCCCUCUCCCCAUACCCAGGGCAGCCCAGACUCUACGCAAUGUCUAAUGGUGGGUGUACAAGAUACACUAUACAUUUAGUUAGGAGUCAUUAUCUGUUUAAUAGUGUCUAUGACAUCAUCACUUCUGCUUGUCUCUAUGAUAUCAUAAAUAUUCCAUGCCUUUUGUAAGGUCACUGAUUGUGUCGCUCUGUGACAUCAUCGCUAACUUAGCUCCUAUGUAUGACAUCACUAAGAUGUAUUUAGACAUUUCCCGUAUAUGUCUGUCUCUGACAUCAUCAGCAUCGUUUUUUUUUUGUUCUUCUCUAUUACCAAUCCUCUCUGUGAAAUCCCUGUUUGUUUGGUAAUCUAUGACAUCUCCAACAUCUCCUCUCUGUUACAUCUCUGAUUCUCAACCUCUUAUGUUCUAGUGAAGACAGGUGGAAGAAGAUGAAAAGUCCCUUCCCACAGCAUCACUAAAUAGAUAAUGAUCUCUUUAAGCGUCAACUGCACAUAAAAACACUAUGACAGUGCUCCAAUACAGACUGUCCUGCUCCAUUUUUAUGGAAUGGUCUGCCUACCAAUGUGAGAGACGCAGACUCAGUCUCAACCUUUAAGUCUUUACUGA
Messenger RNA from Salmo salar (Atlantic salmon), 1741 nucleotides. The record is from RefSeq and is a predicted model, not a curated record. NCBI's taxonomy places the organism in Eukaryota, Metazoa, Chordata, Actinopteri, Salmoniformes, Salmonidae.